CGGACUUGGUGUCCUUUACGAAACAAUCGGACCACUUCGAAAAACUUCUACCUGUUCACGUACAAAUCAUCCAUAACUUUAACUACAACUGGAAAGAUUAAAGAGGAUUUUUGGAAAUUUGUUCUUAAAAGUUUAAAUCAUAUCUCCUCGUCUGUUGGAAAUAACUUCUCAUCAAAUAAUUGUCUUCGUCCAUCCCUCUUUCUCUCUCUCUCUCUCUCUCUCUCUCUCUCUCACUCUGCUCCCUUCUCCCCUAGUCGCUCAUUCUACAACAGUUUUAUACCUUAGGCGAAAAAGUCCCUUUUUCAGCUUUAUCCAAGCGAUAAGGUUUUAUCGGACCUGAAAAAUAGGGAAAAAGGCGCGUUUGCUAUCGUAUGUCAUUACUCUCACUACUACGUCUGUCAAGUUUGGCUUGACUCGAACUUUGGCGAUGCUGCGCAGAUGUUUGUCAUUUCAUCUCAAGUUUUCGACCAAGUAAAAUUCUCUCUUAAAUUUCUAUCUAUACAUUUCCCGCUCUUCUAUCUCUAUUCUCUAUCCUACUUGCCUCCUCAACAAUCAUGCAGAGAGAUUUAAAGAAUGAUUUGGAAAGAAGUAUUCUCAAUACUAUCGGAAAGGUAUUGUCGACCAAUUCCAGUUCAAGCGCAAAGAAUCUAUGUAUUAAAGGAAAUUUCUGUGUUUCGGAUGAAAAAUCACAAAUGUUGGCAUGGGUUCAAUUAGAUCAGACUUUCAAGCUAAAUAAUAAUAAUAAUGAUAAUAACAGUAAUAAUAAUAAUUAUAUUAAGGAUAAUGAAGAAGAUGAAACUGAGGAUGAUAUUAUUUCCCAAACACCUACAGAAGACGAAGCAGAUGAUGGAAGUGAUUUCCAAAAGGAAUGGAAUGAAGAGAGUUCAGGAGACAAAAUAAGAACUACAACAUCAAGUAUGACAUUUAAGACGAGUCUAUUGCAAAGUAAGAAUUGUCAACCGUUAAAAAGAGCGAUCGAUGUAAGCAUGUUCGAUAGUCCUAGUAUGGUAUCACCACCAUAUGAAUAUGCUAAUUACGAUGAGGAUGCCCUACCUAUGGAUCUCACUAUUGAACAAAAAGUUAAAGUCGACGAAGAACGGUCCAAGAAGCGUACGAAAAAGCCUUCAGAAAAUAAUAGUGCUGAAAUUUCGGCCAAGUUUGCCGACAAACUACAGACUGUUUCUGAGAUACGGGAUGGAAAGAUAAGGAUAAGGCCAGUUAUGUCAGGAAAUGGGCGUUAUAUGUGCCCUUGGAAAGGGUGUGACGUUUCUUAUAAACAUUACGGAACAAUGAAACAUCACGUUCAACAGACGCAUUGCGGUUUGAGACAUACCUGCAAUUAUUGCGGUCAAGACUUUCAAACAAUUCAAGGUAUGAGUCUUCACAAGAAAACCAAACAUUGGAAUAUGAUGAAGUUUACUUGCUCCAACUGCAGUGAAAGAUUUAAUACACAAACCGCAAUGGCCCAACAUUAUAACAAGGUUCACGAAAAAAAGAUUCAACCUAGUAUAUGAAUUUUUUAUGCGUUUUUUGGAACUCUUGUAGACGAAUUUCGUACUUUAUAUAUAAUUAUAUAUACAGUAUAUAUGCAGUCUGUAUGUUGUAUGUGUGUGUAUAUAUAUAUAUAUAUGUAUAUACAGUAUAUAUAAUGUAAGAUAUAUGAAUAUAUGAUAUAUAGUAUGCAGCACAUACAUAUAUUUAUAUUAAUUUUUGAAUACAGU
Messenger RNA from Dimorphilus gyrociliatus, 1721 nucleotides. The record is from the annotation of a GenBank genome assembly. NCBI's taxonomy places the organism in Eukaryota, Metazoa, Annelida, Polychaeta, Dinophilidae.